UUCUGCGAAUAUGCAGGCUGAGGCUCUCCAGGCUCAACCCCCCAGGCCCCGAAGGCCCGCCUGGGCCGCCGGGCACUCGAGGUACCCCGGCCAGUCAUGCCACUCGAGGAACCAGCGGUACCUGAGGCCCCAGUGGUACCUGAGGCCCCAGCGGUACUCGAGGCCCACGCCGCGAAGGAAGGCCGCCGGGUCACUUUUGACCCGAAUCUUCCGAAUGAUGAUGAGGAGAGGGCCAACCGAGCGCGGUUGCACUCCCGGCGGACCAGGGCCGAACGCCAGGAAUACCACGACUUCAUGCGGUUUCGGGACCGGAUCCAGCUGUUCGUGAAAAACGUAGGGAACCGGUUCCGACAAAUCCUGGUGAUCAAGGCCCUAAUCUUCCUGUUCUCCUACGACCAGGAAGAGGUGUACUUCGUGGCCAGGCAGGGGCCAGCAAUGGAAGGGGGGAUGGAGGUUGGCAUGGAGCCGGUCAGGAAGAGGUGGGCCACGCGCGUCUUCAUCUUCGUGGCCAUCACAUACACCUUCCUGGCCGUCGUCACCAUCGGCCACUUCAAAGUUUGCCUCCCUCUCGUGGACAUGCGGUGCCUCUUGGUGUGGUUCGGUUUCACACCGCGAGACGGAUGGUUCCCGCAGUCAUCACCCGUACCAGCCUAUGCACAAUUUCCGGGAUUCAGUGAGCUGUUGUUCUACAGGCUCCUCCACCACCAGGGCCAGAACUUCUCCAAUGACGACCAGCACCACAAGAGGUUCAGCCUCCAAGACCACAACAGCUGUAACAACUUUGAGCACCACGAAAGCUUCAAAUGA
Messenger RNA from Dermacentor silvarum, 807 nucleotides. RefSeq lists its product as uncharacterized. NCBI's taxonomy places the organism in Eukaryota, Metazoa, Arthropoda, Arachnida, Ixodida, Ixodidae. The transcript has 11 exons. The record is from RefSeq and is a predicted model, not a curated record. The coding region runs from base 97 to 807 and encodes 236 amino acids.